GGCAAAGACGUAGGUAGGGUCUGUUUUCUUCAGUGCCAGCUAGGCAACAUCUGUUGUUCUUCCGCAGUUUCCCUGCAAUCUUUGGAUCCCGUGCGGAAAAAAUAUACAAUAUACACAGACAUAUCGCAGUUCAUCAUGUAUCAGCUUAUAAGGAAAUUCGUGUUCACCGAUUCGCAUUGUUUGGAGGAGGACAACUCGAAAAGUUUCGCGGAGUUGUUUGAGAAGUUGGAUGUUAAUAAAGAUGGGAAAGUGGAUGUUUCUGAGCUCAAGACGGGCCUGGCUGCUAUGGGCUUCUCUAUGGGCAAAGGAGAAGCGCAGAAAAUUGUUGCCUCUGGAGACACUGAUAAGGAUGAGGGGCUGGACUUUGAGGAGUUUUCAAAGUAUCUGAAAGAACAUGAGAAAAAACUCAGAUUGACCUUCAAGAGUCUGGAUACAAAUGAGGAUGGUCGCAUUGAUGCCAAAGAGAUUCAGCAGUCACUUAAAGACAUUGGCAUAAACUUGACAGAUCAAGAUGCAGAGAAGAUCCUCCACAGUAUUGAUGUGGAUGGAACUAUGUCUCUGGAUUGGAAUGAAUGGAGGGAGCAUUUCCUCUUCAACCCAGCAGAUAACCUUCAGGAAAUCAUACGCUACUGGAAACACUCCACUGUGUUGGAUAUAGGUGACAGUCUAAGCAUUCCAGAUGAGUUCACUGAGGAGGAGAAGACCACUGGCAUCUGGUGGAGGCAGCUUGCUGCAGGGGCCGUGGCAGGGGCGAUCUCUCGAACAGGAACCGCCCCCCUGGACAGAAUGAAAGUCUUCAUGCAGGUUCAUUCCUCAAAAACCAACAAAAUCAGUCUGGUGGGUGGAUUCAAGAAGAUGAUUAAAGAAGGGGGCGUGGCCUCUCUGUGGAGGGGUAAUGGAGUCAACGUCAUAAAAAUCGCUCCAGAAACUUCAAUCAAGUUCAUGGCGUAUGAGCAGUACAAGAGGAUGCUGACCAGAGAUGGUGGGAAAGUCCAGUCACAUGAGAGGUUCAUUGCUGGAUCUAUGGCUGGCGCGACCGCUCAAACGGCCAUCUACCCAAUGGAGGUAAUGAAGACCAGACUCACUCUGGGGAAGACCGGUCAGUAUUCUGGAAUGUUUGACUGUGCUAAGAAGAUUAUGAAGAAGGAGGGUGUGAAGGCCUUUUAUAAAGGCUAUGUGCCCAACAUCAUUGGAAUUAUUCCGUAUGCUGGAAUAGAUUUAGCAGUGUAUGAGACCCUGAAGAAUGCCUGGUUGUCUCGCUAUGCUAAAGACACUGCUAACCCAGGAGUGCUGGUUCUUCUCGGUUGUGGGACCAUUUCCAGCACAUGCGGCCAGUUGGCCAGUUACCCUCUCGCUCUGAUCCGCACACGCAUGCAGGCCCAAGCGUCAAUGGAGGGAUCAGAGCAGGUGUCCAUGUCCAAGUUAGUGAAGAAGAUCAUGGAGAACGAGGGUUUUUUCGGGCUGUACCGUGGGAUCUUGCCCAACUUCAUGAAAGUGAUCCCAGCUGUCAGCAUCAGCUAUGUGGUGUAUGAGUAUAUGAGGUCUGGAUUAGGCAUCUCGAAAUGAUGGAUUUUCGUAUGACAGAGUCUUGCAUGUUUUACACGCACAACUUUUAACCACCUCUCUUUGAAAACACCCUCCAUGAUGGGAAAAAAAAAACGUUUUGUUCAGUAACCAAAGUCUGGAAAAAGCCAUGAUGGUGUCUUGCCUUGAGGUUGGGGCCCAACCUAAUUAAUGUUUACACUGAAAUAUAAAUGUACCUAUGUGUAGUAAAUAAAUUUCUGAAAUAUUCUGAUAAUAAUUUGAUCCAUUUAUAUGCUUUUAUCAUGUGACCAUGUUGUGGUCAUGUAAUAGCUGACCAGAACACUGAAGCCAUUGUGAGCCAGUGCACUAUAAU
Molecule: messenger RNA, 1897 nt
Organism: Rhinichthys klamathensis goyatoka
Lineage: Eukaryota; Metazoa; Chordata; Actinopteri; Cypriniformes; Leuciscidae
Gene: slc25a24
Product: solute carrier family 25 member 24
Exons: 10
Coding region: 136-1566 (476 amino acids)
Biological process (GO): transmembrane transport
Cellular component (GO): mitochondrial inner membrane
Molecular function (GO): calcium ion binding; ATP transmembrane transporter activity
Source: RefSeq, a predicted model, not a curated record